AUGGAAUCAGCGCUGGAAGAUGACCACAGAAGCCUACCUUCAACUACCCAGUUCAUUGACCGACUAAUUUCACGACUCGCAUCAUGUAGACCUGAGGCCCAGAAUCCCAGCGAUGGGAUGGACCAUCCCAUCAUACGUCCUCAACGACACACUUCCACAAGCCAGUCACCUUUCUCUUCCCUCCCCGAGGCUCAGUUAGCUCAAGUCAAGUCAGUUAUGCUGACAUUGCACUGUUUCUUUCCCAAUGAGUUUCUCCUGGCCCUAGAUAUUUUGGACCGAGGACUGGUCAGGCGAUUCAUGCUGGAUGACCACGUCGGGCAAGCAUCUGCAUCACAGCCAGAAGAAACCGACACCAGCGCCACAGAAAGGCCGCAAGAAGCCAUGUUCUAUGUUAUAUCCACGUCUACGGCUGCUCCGACCUCUCCAUCCCGGGCUCCCCGGACACGCGUAGAGCAAAAGGGCUACGAAGUCCGCCUGCACGCCUGGAACUGCACAUGUCCCACCUUUACGCUCAAUGCCUUCCGCAAUCCGGGACCGGCCUACUCAUCUCAGUUUGAUGGAGAAGCCGAAGACGAGACCCUGGCUGAACAGUCUACCGUCGGCGGCGACCCGACUUGCCGCUAUGUUUUUGGCGGCUCGUUGACCCGUGGAUCCAGCCGACUGGCACCCCCUGUCUGUAAACAUCUCCUCGCGUGCUUGCUGAUGGUGCGCUGUCCUGAAGUCUUCAGUAGCGCCAGCCGUGGUCAAGCUGGUCCUCUCUUUUUGGCUUGCGAGGAAUUGGCGGCGUGGUGUGCUGGUUGGGGUGGAUGA
Messenger RNA from Aspergillus pseudoviridinutans, 810 nucleotides. RefSeq lists its product as uncharacterized. The record is from RefSeq and is a predicted model, not a curated record. Gene Ontology annotation, molecular function: zinc ion binding. Bases 1 to 810 code for a protein of 269 amino acids. The transcript has a single exon. NCBI's taxonomy places the organism in Eukaryota, Fungi, Ascomycota, Eurotiomycetes, Eurotiales, Aspergillaceae.